Molecule: messenger RNA, 594 nt
Organism: Ostertagia ostertagi
Lineage: Eukaryota; Metazoa; Nematoda; Chromadorea; Rhabditida; Trichostrongylidae
Source: the annotation of a GenBank genome assembly
UAUGACGAGUACGGUAUUCGCGAAAUUAACGACUCUCGUGUAAACGUCACCAUUCACAAGCACCGUUUCCUUUCAAAUCCACAGAAAGAGGCAUUGAUAUCUGUGGCGCCGUUGGGCGGAGUUAUUUCGUGGUUCCCGAUCGCCAGUGCUUACAAUCAGAUGGGAUUCAGGCGGUGUUUUGUGCUCUGCGCAGUGUUGGCUAUAGUACCAUCAGUGUUCGUGCCAAUCUGUACUACAGCGAGGACAUUUUUGCUUGCUAUCGUUAUACGAGUUCUCCAAGGCUUUUCUCUGGCUGUUUUCAUACCGUACCUCUGCAAGAUGGCGUUGUUCAUUCCUUUAAACCAUAUCGCUUUUCCUGCUAUCAUCUUCGCAUACAUACAGAUAGCCGCUUUUUUCGCGUUUCCGAUAUUCUCCCUCCUUUCAUGGAGUCGACUUGGCUGGCAUUCUGUGCAUUACGGCGGAUGCAUCGCCACUGCCUUUAUUUUUGGCAUUUUCCUUCUCAUCAACUACGACGAAGUUUUCAAAGAGAAGGCCGCUAGGGAGAGCACAUUCAACGUAAGCUUCACCCACAGCUUUCUCAUUUCCCGCUUCAAC